AGGUUUGACAGUAGUUGUCCGGCAGCACCGAGUGAGCGCACACGUCGCUCUCUCCACUACAUCGCACCACUGCGGUAGGAGCGCGGAGGCAGCAGCAGAGGAGUGCCCGGCAGGCACAGUCCACUUGUUCCUGCAGGACAAAAUCCAGGUGGCGAGUCUCUCACUCUGUCUCUCUGUGUCUCCCUCUCUGCCGACUUUAUCACAGCGCAAGACUUUACCUGAGAGGACAUAGUCAUAUAGCAACAGCUCUCAGGGUAACCCUCACAGUCCAGCCGGAGCAAAGGAAGGAGAAGUUUGGGCUAUUGCCACGCGAUUUUACCCACAGCUCCGUAACCUUGGAAGUCGGACCUGAUUAUUGUGAGAGGAUGGGACCGCUACUCCUUUCCGUCGCCCUGUGCUUGAGCGCCGCUGUCCCACAGCGUGUGAAAGCAGCAGAUGGUGAGGAACCAACUUCAGCAGGUCCUUGCCAUCCAAACCCAUGCCACAACAGAGGAACGUGUGAGAUCAGUGAGACCUACAGGGGUGAUACCUUCAUUGGUUAUGUGUGCAAGUGUCUACCAGGUUUCAGUGGAGUUCACUGCCAACACAAUAUUAACGAAUGCGAAAGGGACCCGUGUAAGAAUGGGGGCAUUUGCACAGAUCUGGUUGCCAACUAUUCCUGUGAAUGUCCAGGAGAAUACAUGGGGAGGAACUGUCAAUACAAAUGCUCUGGCCCACUGGGCAUGGAGGGCGGUAUAAUCUCCAACCAACAGAUAACGGCCUCUUCUACCCACCGUGCUCUCUUUGGCCUACAGAAGUGGUACCCGUACUUUGCAAGGCUCAACAAGAAGGGCCUGGUCAAUGCCUGGACUGCAGCCGAAAAUGACAGAUGGCCAUGGAUCCAGAUAAACCUGCAGAGGAGAAUGAGGGUCACGGGCCUAAUUACCCAGGGUGCAAAGCGUAUCGGCAGCCCAGAGUACGUCAAGUCUUACAAAGUAGCCUACAGUGAUGACGGGAAGACCUGGAGAACAUACAAAGUCAAGGGCAAAGAUGAGGAUAUGAUUUUCAGAGGAAAUGUCGAUAACAACGCUCCAUCAGCCAACUCCUUCACCCCUCCCAUUGAAGCCCAGUACGUGCGCAUUUACCCCCAAGUCUGCAGGAGGCACUGUACUUUACGCAUGGAGCUGCUCGGUUGUGAGCUAACAGGUUGUUCUGAACCACUGGGUAUGAAGUCAGGCCAUAUCCAGGACUAUCAGGUCACAGCCUCCAGCAUCUUCAGGACGCUCAACAUGGACAUGUUCACUUGGGAGCCUGGGAAAGCCCGUUUAGACAAGCAGGGCAAGGUCAACGCUUGGACAGCUGGUCAUAGUGACCAGUCGCAGUGGCUACAGGUGGACUUGCUUGUGCCAACCAAGGUGACAGGUAUCAUCACCCAGGGAGCGAAAGACUUCGGCCAUGUCCAGUUUGUUGGCUCAUAUAAAGUCGCUUUCAGUAAUGAUGGAGAGCAGUGGAAUGUAUAUCAAGAUGAGAAGCAGGGGAAGGACAAGGUAUUCCAAGGGAACUUUGACAACGACACGCACAGAAAGAACGUGAUAGACCCGCCUAUCUACGCUCGGUUCAUUCGGAUCCUUCCCUGGUCGUGGUACGGCAGGAUCACUUUGCGUGUAGAAAUACUCGGAUGCACAGAGGAAGAGUAAACCCUUUCCUUCAUCUUUCUGCCCAUCGCCCCUUGUCCCUUGGCAUACUGGAGUGUCUCACAAAGUACUUCAGAAAUAAACUGUGCAACCUGUAAAAAGAAAUUGAUUUCCAAUGGAUUUUUCAAGAGUAUGCGUUGGUUGUGAUGGGUUGCUGUUUGUUCUUUUGUACAAUGAUUUAAAACCUGCCCCUGCCCCAGUUUGUCCUUUUGUUUUUCCUAUUUAAAGCGUAAUCUUUGUCUUUUUAUUCCUCUCAAGAUUUGCCAUCCUGUUUGGAAUGAACUUCUAUAAUAUAUAUAUAUGGGAGGGGUGGGUUUGGGGGUGGUGUCAGAAAGGGAGUCUCCCUGUGGUUUUAACUUGUUGCCAUAGAAGCUAUUGUACAGUGUCACUUUUUAACAAAUGUGUGAAAUCUGUCUGUUGUGCUUCAUUGGACAUGAUUAACCAGCUUCAUGCCAUAACUAAACUGUCUAAAUUAUCAUGUAGAUGACAUGUUAUCUCAUCAUCAAAUGUGUUUUUACUUUGAAUACAGCACCUCCUCAAGCCAUGCCUUUUCCCUAAUGGACACUGGCAUUACAGCAUCAAUCAAAACACUGCUAAAGCUCUUGUAUUAUAUGUAAAAGACUAAGAAAUUGCAUGGUGCGUGAAUUAUAAAUAUAUAUUAUGAGAAAUCAUUUAAAACCUCCAGCCCUGAAAGCAAAUGGAUUUGAUUUAGAGACCUAUUUUUAUGUGCAUUUUUAAAUAGUUCUGAAACAUUACAACACACUGCAAAAGCUUAAUAAAGAUGACUGAUAUGUGAGACAAAAAGCAAGCGCUGCAGUUUAAAGUGGUACUGCAGCACUGACACUGAGGCUUAUAAGGUUGUAUGUAGUUGAAAUGUUAGCUCACUUUUUUAUUUUAACAUUCGAUUAUUGCUAGAUGUAAGAUUAUUUGCUAUUAUUGUUUGUGUGCCAUUUUGUAUUUAUUUUAUUUUAAUGUCCUCGUGUUGUCUUGGAGAUCUAAGUCAAAUCAAUUAAAAAAGCUCAGGAUAGAUGUUAUCCAUAUUAACCCACAGUGCAUAUUUUUGGCCUCCUAGUUGAAGAUUUCUGUGUUAUUAUUUAAAGAAAAUACCACAUGAGUGAAAGCAAUUAUUGAAAUCAUCCAUAUAUGCAUAACUCAAAUGUUGAAAGCAGUUUCUUAAUAUCCUUAAUUUCUUUGACUUGAUAAGUGAAAACCUUUAAUUAAUUUCCUCAUUUUCAAAAGACAGGAAAAUUGCUCAUAUUACUAUCAUCAUCUCAGACCUACAAUGACCAUAGUGACAGAACAGAGCUCUAAAUUAAUUAUGGAAAUUGAUUUUUUUUUUUUCAGUUUAAGCUUUUAUUAAAAUACUGGAUUAAAGUAUAGGAAUUACAUUUUAAAAUGCUUGUAUGUGUUUCCACAGUUGCUCUCUGCAUGUUCAAAUGGUUGCAGGUUGCUAAACAUAUUUAAAGACUUGCAGUUUUUACUGUAUGGCUUCUUUUGUUGGCUACAUCUGCAGUAAAUGAACAGCAAUGUUUAGGCAGUUAAAUAAAUGGAAGCAAAUGAAUCCUGAGGUAUUGUAGUAGUGUCAGAGCUUGUGGGCCUGUAUUGGACCUGGAUUGCUCUAGGGUUUUCCACUGUUGGCUAGUUUUUCCAAAGCUCUCUAGUGCAACAAUAAAAUCCAAAAGGAGCCACUUCCACUUUUAUACUUCAUGUUUCACUUGAGCCUUGUCAGCUUUCAGGCCCAUAACAAAGCCUUCGUUUUAUAUUUUCAGAAUCUAGUUCUGAAAAAGAAAGUGAGAAAUUUACAAGAAUACUGUACUGAAAUAACUGCAUCAGCCUUUAACAGAUAUUUUGAUGGCAUGACAAGAUUGGAAGUAUAAGGCUGGCAUGAAUGAAUAAAAAUAAAAAUCCUCGUCUAACAUUUUUUUUAACUUAAUUCUGCAAUGCGAAAUGAUGAAAAGUACAGAAAGACAUCAUGAAUGCUUCUAGACAAAAGGUAAAAAGUCUGAAAUUUAAAAAAAA
Messenger RNA from Oreochromis niloticus (Nile tilapia), 3692 nucleotides. It is a transcript of the gene edil3a, whose product is annotated as EGF-like repeats and discoidin I-like domains 3a. Lineage: Eukaryota; Metazoa; Chordata; Actinopteri; Cichliformes; Cichlidae. The record is from RefSeq and is a predicted model, not a curated record. The coding region runs from base 366 to 1676 and encodes 436 amino acids. The transcript has 10 exons. Gene Ontology annotation, molecular function: calcium ion binding; signaling receptor activity. Gene Ontology annotation, cellular component: plasma membrane.